Messenger RNA from Carya illinoinensis, 1101 nucleotides. Its product is annotated as NAD(P)H dehydrogenase (quinone) FQR1. The transcript is spliced from 5 exons. NCBI's taxonomy places the organism in Eukaryota, Viridiplantae, Streptophyta, Magnoliopsida, Fagales, Juglandaceae. Bases 327 to 905 code for a protein of 192 amino acids. Gene Ontology annotation, molecular function: FMN binding; NAD(P)H dehydrogenase (quinone) activity. The record is from RefSeq and is a predicted model, not a curated record.
CAAUUGAUGGAUUGACCCAGCCCAGCCAUGGAUUCAAAGCUUCUGGACAUGCUUAUACGCCAGCGUGCAAGUAUAAAUAUUGGGUGUUGGUUCUCCUCUCUUCGCAUUGGUCCGAGUUACCCAAAUUUGAAUCGUGAAAUCCGAGAGUAAUUACAGAGACCUUGGAGUUAACUCUUCCAUCAAUGGCCACCAAAGUGUAUAUUGUAACUUGAGAAGGAACCUGGGAAUAGUCUACACCCAUGCACAUACAUGCAAAACUGAGAAGUUGAAGAAAUUUGUUUUAGACAAAUACUUCCAACUCAGCAAUCCAUUAGAGGUACUAUUCCAUGUAUGGACAUGUAGAGAAACUAGCAGAAGAGAUAAAGAAAGGGGCUGCAUCUGUUGAAGGUGUUGAAGCCAAAUUAUGGCAGGUCCCUGAGACACUGCCAGAAGAGGCACUUGGGAAGAUGAGCGCACCUCCAAAGAGUGAUGUGCCAAUCAUUACGCCCAAUGAACUUGCUGACGCGGAUGGGUUUGUUUUUGGCUUCCCAACAAGAUUUGGAAUGAUGGCUGCUCAAUUCAAGGCAUUUCUGGAUGCAACUGGUGGUUUAUGGAGAACACAACAGCUUGCAGGUAAGCCAGCUGGGAUCUUUUACAGCACCGGAUCUCAAGGUGGUGGACAAGAGACUACUCCGUUGACUGCAAUUACUCAGCUGGUUCACCAUGGGAUGAUUUUUGUGCCCAUUGGAUACACAUUUGGAGCUGGCAUGUUUGAAAUGGAAAAAGUGAAAGGUGGAAGUCCGUAUGGUGCUGGAACUUUUGCUGGGGACGGCUCAAGACAGCCAUCUGAGCUUGAGUUGGAGCAAGCAUUCCACCAAGGGAAGUACAUUGCCGCCAUCACAAAGAAACUCAAGGGCGCUGCUUAAAGUUUGAAGUUCCCAAAUUAAUGCCACCAUAAAAGAUACCCAUUUGGAAUCCUUUUCCAUUUUUUACUCCUAGAAUUUCAUAUUCCUAUUUCUCUGUGCUUGCAAGUAAAAAUAGUUCCUGUGUCGUUGAUAUAUGCUUUGUUUGUGUGUAACACAAUACAGUGGUUGUUGUUAAUGGUAAAACUUUGAUUGAUUA